AUCCCGUGGGGCUUCCGCAGUGAUUGAGGGAUGCUUGCAACGAGGGGCCGGCGCGGGGGUGGCGCACCUGGCUCCGGAGAGGUCCCGGCAUCCGAGUCCCCCCCCCCAGGGUCCCGGUGGUGCGGCCCGGGUCGAGAGGCCGGAACCUUGGAGCUCCCGGCUGGCCCCGGCGUGGGGAAGUGCGCCUGACCCAACCUUCGGGCCGGCUCCCGGGAGACCCCAGGGAUGCCAGAGGUCAGGAGCUUCCGCCAGGACCUCACGCGAUGGAAGAAGCAGCAGCAGCCUGUGCGCCGCACGGUCAGCCAGAUCUGCCCGCCCCCGCGGCGGCCCCUGACCGUGGCCGACAUCCGUCCCGGCAUGGAGAACGAGCGGCUGGGGGUCGUGCGGGACUCCAUGUUUCAGAACCCACUCAUCGUCAAGGCUGAACUUGGCAAGCCCCGGGAAAGAAGCUGCAGUCUGCCCGGCAUUAAUUUUAAUUACGGACUCUACAUCCGAGGGCUUGAUGGAGGGGUCCCUGAAGCCAUCGGGAGCUGGAACGUGUUUAAGCAGCAGCCCACCUGCCCCCAAGAGCUGACCCGGAACUACAUCGCAAUGAACCGCGGGGCGGUGAAGGCCGGCCUGGUGACUGCCCGGGAGAACUUCCUCUACCGUCAGCUCAACGACAUCCGCAUCAGUGACCAGGAUGACCGGCACCUGAAGAAGGAGCCCUCUCUCCCUCCAAACAUGACAUUUGGGAUCCGGGCGCGGCCUUCGACACCCUUCUUUGAUCUGCUGCAGCACCGGUACCUGCAGCUGUGGGUACAGGAACAAAAGGCCGCCCAGAAAGCCAUCAAACUGGAGAAGAAGCAGAAGGUGAUCCUUGGGAAGCUGUAUGAGACCCGGAGCAGUCAGCUGAGGAAGUACAAGCCACCUGUGAAGCUGGACACCCUCUGGCACAUGCCUCACUUCCAGAAGCAAGGCAUGACACUGGACCGGAGGCUCAAGAUGAAAUGAACAGCCCCUGCCCUCCCCACAUGAAGAGCCCCAGGGCUGUGGCCACCUGAACCCCCCACCUGUGGCAGAGGCGUCGGGUGGAUCGGGUAAGAAGGCAAGGAAAGAGGGAAGGGGAAGAAGGCAAAGGCAGCCCACUUUUCAGCUUGUAGACCAAAGCCAUUCAACCCAGCAGAAGGCUGGUGCCACCCACAAGGGAGAGCGGCCAAUGCCUCCCCCCAGAUAGAGGGUGAGGCAUCUAGGAUAUUUUCUCAGGCAUUGAGAAGAAUAUAAGCCCCGGUGGAUGUGCUGGAUGUGCCCAACAGGAAGGGCUAUUGGGAAGUCACAUCCAUCAGCCAAUGUCACCAACCACUGGCGGCUAAGGUUCCUUUGGCAAAGCUUUGUAUCCAGAUUUGGAAUCCUACCCAAAUCUCUGAUAAGUGAAACUCAUAAAACAGAGUUACUCUUUCUAAACUGUGUGUGGCAUGAGGGGGCCCCCCCUCACCCCAGGUCACCUCCCACAAACGCAGUUUGAACCCUCAUUUAUGUUUUCAUAUGAAAAAGAGGAAAAGGCAAUAGUCCUGUAGAAAUAAAAGCGAAAUCCUCUCUGC
Messenger RNA from Sapajus apella (tufted capuchin), 1580 nucleotides. RefSeq names its product cilia and flagella associated protein 77 (gene CFAP77). Bases 226 to 993 code for a protein of 255 amino acids. The transcript has 6 exons. The record is from RefSeq and is a predicted model, not a curated record. NCBI's taxonomy places the organism in Eukaryota, Metazoa, Chordata, Mammalia, Primates, Cebidae.